This is a messenger RNA of Effrenium voratum, 2361 nucleotides long. NCBI's taxonomy places the organism in Eukaryota, Dinophyceae, Suessiales, Symbiodiniaceae. The record is from the annotation of a GenBank genome assembly.
AUGAGCGGCUGGGAAGGCGUGGGCGCGCUCAGUGGCGAGCUCUUCUCCAGAAACGUGGUGCAAAACACCUUUGGCCGUGGGCUUUCCAACUUGUCUGCGCUCUCCCAAAGCUUGGGGAGCUUCCUUGAAAGCUGCGUGCCACAGGAGCCGAAAGCGCUACAAGACCACACGUGGAAGCUGGGAUACUCCACAGGCUUGAAGCUGUACUGGGAGGAGUUUCAGGAGCAGGAGCAGGCGGAAGAGCGCUACAAGGAUUUGUGGUGGUCCAAAGUGCUCUUUGAUCCUGAUGGGCAUGUGGUGAGAUGUUCGACGGCGACGUUGGAUCCAAAAGGCGUGGGGGUGGCCAGCCUCAUCAUCUCGGCCAGGCUGCGCUACGCCGAAGGGGCUUCUUCCUGCCCUGUGACGGCCAUGGAGCAGGGCGAGGCGCCUUUCAUCCCCCCCGAGCGGUUGCCGGGCCUGCCACAGGCGUUGCAGCUCUUGUGGGACAAGGUGGCCUCUCGCAGCUCCAUCAGCUGGUUUUGCGCCAGCUCGUUAUGCUACUUCGACGUGGCGGUCCAUCCCGGGGUCCAAAACUCCGUUGCGCUGACCAUCGACGACGUGCCUUGUCGCCUGGGGCCGAAGAACUCCAUGCUCCCCGAGGUGCAAAGGCUAUUGAAACAGUACGACGCAAAGGCGACAUUUAUGCUCAUGGGCAAGUUCAUUCCGGGAAAUGAGCAGGACCUGAUAUCUCUGCUACAAGCCGGCCAUGAGCUGGGGAACCACGGGCUGGUCGACAAGAGCUAUGCAAGCGCUUCCCGGGAAGAGUUUGAAGCUGCGGUCGACGAGUGUUCCAGUGGCAUCAAAUCCCUGCAGAGGUCCGCCGGCUUUCCGGAGGCGGUGAGAUGGUUUCGGGCUCCGCAUGCCAAGCUUAGUGGUGUGAUGUCAGAGGUACUGAAGAAGAAGGCCCUCACCAAUGUGAUGUGUGACACAUACGCGUGCUGCCCCGUGAUUCAAGACGGGGAUUUUAUUGGCAGCUUUCUGGCAAAGCAGGCUGAGCAUGGCUCCAUCAUUGUGAUCCACAUGCCGGAGAAGGGCUUCCGGGAGUGGUGCUUGCUGGGUCUCCGGCAGCUCCUUCAGCAGUUGCAGGAGCGGCAGAUGAAGGCGGUGACGGUGGGCAAGUUGGCGCAGCUCGCCGACUGGACCUUUGAGCUUCGCCGGGUGAGGCACUUCAGUGGAGCGCUGUGGCACACACACUUGCUGGAGCUGCUGCACCAGGUGCCAGAGGAGCUGCCGGCCGGGAAGGCGGCAAGCGUGCUGGACUCCUUUCGCAGCCUGCGGCAAUUGGAGGAGCAGCACUUGGAAUUGCAGAGGCAGAGGGAUGUGGAGCAACAGAGUGAGGGGGAGGAUUUGGAGGAGCUGAUUCAUCUCUACAACUCCGAGUUGCAGGCUGUUGAAGCUCGAGUGCACAUGCGUCAUGACUUGCUGGAGAAGGAGCUCUUCUUAUUCCAGCGAGGGGAGGGCCGACUGGAGCACCACGAUGCAGUGGCUGACAGCCGAGACGCCGUGAUGGAGCUGGCUCCUGGUGUUGGUGGCCAGGAGGCAGCUUUGUUCACCGCCGAGCUGAUGGAAAUGUACGAGCGCUUCGCAGACAGCCGAGGUUGGCACUUCCAGGUGGAGUCCUUGAUCGAAGGGCAAUCAGAAAGUGGAGUCAACUUUGCUGCUGUACGCAUAUCUGGUGGUGGCGAUGAGGAGUCCGCCCCGUUUGGAUGGCUGCGGCACGAGUCCGGGGUACAUAGAGUACAGCGGGUUCCGCUCACUGAACGGAAGGGCCGGAUGCAAACAUCCAGUUGCGCAGUUGUUCUCCUGCCAGUGGCAGAGGAGGAAGACUUCAGCCUAUCACCAGGAGAUGUGCAAAUCGAGAUCAGCAAGAAAUCCUCCGGCCCAGGUGGGCAGAGUGUAAACGCAGCUCACCAGGCUGUACGCGCGACCCACACUCCAAGCGGGCUGUCGGUGCGAUGUACUUCCUCACAGUCGCAGUUUGAGAAUAAGACCCGUGCUCUGGAGAUGCUGCGGACGAAGCUUCUUGACCAGCAGUUGUCGGCGCGAGCCGAGAAAGAGCGGAGCCAGCGCAAGGGACAGCGGGGAACUGGGGAUCGAUCGGAAAAGAUCCGGACCUACAAUUUCCAGCGCGACGAGGUGACUGACCACAGACUGCCCAAAGAUCAAGGCGGCGCAGGUCACUCUGCCAAUGAUGUUCUAUUUGGAGCCGGUUUGGAAGGGAUUCUGAAGGCGCACAAGCAUCACACCAGAUUGGCUUACCUCAACCAUGCCGUUGAUUUGUUGAAAGAUGAGCUCGUGCCGAAAAAUGCGAGUGUCCUAUGA